AUGAAGCUGCUCUUGACGUUAUUGCUCGUUGGGUUGAAUCUGGUGUAUGCGGAGGAAGGCGAAGUAUGCGCCCUCGAGUAUAACGCCCUCUCCCACUGCCUCCACGAAGCCCAGAGCGGUUCGGAUUGUCCUGCCGGCUGGACACUGUUCCCUAAAACGCGCUCCUGCUAUUUCAUGCUUCCCGACGGCUCCUACAGUUUCAUGGGUGCCGAAGAAGCUUGUCAACAAUACGGUGCCCACCUCGCCUCGAUUCACUCGAAUACCGAGAAUCGCUUUGCAUCUAUGCUGAUGGAAAUCCCAUAUCUGAAGAGUUGGCAGGAUUUGGCGUGGAUCGGGUUGAAAAUCGACAAUAUGAACAUGUCGUGGACCGAUGGCUCGGUGCUGUACUAUCAAAACUUCCUCGACGGCGAGCCGAACCCGGGCCCCGGGGUUUAUGGUGUUAUGAUGUACGCGAACCCGAUCCAGCACGACGCGCCGGAGACGCUGCGAAAAUGGGAUGAUAUUAAGGGCUUCACCACCCUCCGCAGCGGUCUCUGCAAGAAGGUGCUCCCGAAAAUU
This is a messenger RNA of Mesorhabditis spiculigera, 558 nucleotides long. The record is from the annotation of a GenBank genome assembly. Lineage: Eukaryota; Metazoa; Nematoda; Chromadorea; Rhabditida; Rhabditidae.